AAAGCCUUAAGAAAAGGUAAAAAGAAAAACCCAACAAUAAUCAAUCUCAUUUUCAUUACUAAUAUGUAUAUAUAUAUAUAUAUGGUUGGAACAACAAAGAAAGAUAUCGCUUUUUAGAACCAAUCUUCUAAUCUUUAUCCUUAAACCACCUCACCGAACAAAGGGUUUCACAAUAACACAAAAAACUCCUUUUCUGUUCUUCGUUUUCCCUUUUUUGUUACACUUUUCCUUUGUUGAUUAUCUACCAUUUUUAAGCUACAAGUUGAGAAGCCAUGGAUGUUGCAUUUGACCCGUGGUAUACAAGAUGUUCUCCAAGUACAUGAUCAGAAGCCGAUCAUAUCCAAAAAAAUCAAAAGGAUUGAAAGAAGUCAUGCAAGAAACGAAAGGCUCAAAGCUGCAAGCUAAAUGACUUAUGAAUCCCAUAAAGCUUCAUACAUUCUUCUGAGAUUUCCACGACCAUUUUUCAUUACCAUCUAAUAUCACAUUAUCAAAUUGUAAUGGAUUGGAAUGAAUUUUGGGAAGAAAAUGAGAUUGUUGAAGGAUUAUAAGCAUAACUAUUAAAUUUUUCGAGAGAUAUUCCUGCCAAAAUUAUACUAACAUUUUAUUACCAUUCCAACCAUUUAAUACCGAUUAUCAAACGGGUCGUGAUAGUAAUGGUUCCAAGCUCAGAUUUUUGGUGAAUAGAAUAAUUCUUGACCUUUUUCGUGUUAUAACUUUCGAUUUAAGGUCGAGUUUGAAAGAUUUAGCCAAGUACAGGUCUUGUAGUAUAAUAUAUUAGGUGGUUGAUUCUGUUGUGAUAAGACUAAUGACUCUAACCUGAAAAUCUGCACUCUAUGAACUGCUAUUUUGUUGUUCUUUAACUAGCAUUAUUUCAUUGCUGCUCAACUGAAAUAUUGGAUCCAUUAUUUCAGAAAAAAUGACAAAGAAAUCCUUCAAGGAAGAAAAUAGUCUUGAGCAAAGACGUGCAGAGGCUGCAAGGAUCAGAGAGAAAUACCCAGAUAGAAUACCAGUGAUUGUGGAGAAGGCGGAAAGUAGUGAUAUCCCAAGCAUAGACAAGAAGAAAUACUUAGUCCCAGCCGACUUGACUGUUGGACAAUUCGUUUAUGUGAUUCGCAAGAGGAUUAAGCUUAGUCCAGAAAAAGCUAUCUUUAUUUUCGUGGACAACGUCCUUCCAUCUACUGGGUCGAUCGUGUCUGCUGUAUAUGAAGAGAAAAAAGAUGAAGAUGGGUUCCUCUACGUAACUUACAGUGGCGAGAACACAUUCGGAUUUCUCGCCUUCGAUUAGUAUGAGUAUGGAUCAUUCACUUUGGUGAUUCUUUUUUAAGUUUCAAAUUUUAGUAGGGAUUAUUUUUUAUUCUGUUUUUAUAGUUAUACUUAUACUCAUUUUCCAUUUGCGCACUCGAAAGAGUAAACAUUUUGAAAAUGAUGUAUAUAAUUUCUUCAGAUCAUGGAUUUAGUGGUGCAGUUUAUGACUUCUUGAAAGAUCUUGUGCUUUGAUGCUAAGGCAUGCUUUUGUUUGUUGACAUAAAAUUUUAUUACUAUUACUAACAAUAA
This is a messenger RNA of Amaranthus tricolor (Joseph's coat), 1554 nucleotides long. Its product is annotated as autophagy-related protein 8f-like. The record is from RefSeq and is a predicted model, not a curated record. Bases 917 to 1285 code for a protein of 122 amino acids. Lineage: Eukaryota; Viridiplantae; Streptophyta; Magnoliopsida; Caryophyllales; Amaranthaceae. Gene Ontology annotation, biological process: cellular response to nitrogen starvation. The transcript has 6 exons.